This is a messenger RNA of Hevea brasiliensis (rubber tree), 2441 nucleotides long. Its product is annotated as inactive leucine-rich repeat receptor-like protein kinase CORYNE. Gene Ontology annotation, molecular function: ATP binding; protein kinase activity. The record is from RefSeq and is a predicted model, not a curated record. The transcript is spliced from 2 exons. Gene Ontology annotation, biological process: protein phosphorylation. NCBI's taxonomy places the organism in Eukaryota, Viridiplantae, Streptophyta, Magnoliopsida, Malpighiales, Euphorbiaceae. The coding region runs from base 767 to 1963 and encodes 398 amino acids.
GAGAGAGAGAGAUUUUUUUCUUUUAUAUAUAUUUUUUAUAUAAAUAUAUUUGUUUAUUUAGUAUGUGAGUGUAGCUGUGAGUCUGUUUCUUUCUUCACCUGCGAUGUUUGCACUGUUGUCUUCUCAUUUGGAAGAAGUAAUUUGCGGUUUUGUUAUUUGCUCAAAGAAAAGGAAGAAAACGACUUACAUCUCUCUGGCUUGAAGCAGCAGCUUUGCAGAGAGUGAAAGAUUUUUUUUUUUUCUGCUUCUGUUUUGGGGUUGUUUACAAAACACAUGCUUUGCAAAAGUGCGCUACAUUUAUAUUUGAUGUGGAAGUAUUUACGUCUUGGGUCUCUGAUUCAAGUAGAAAAGGGGACAACUUCAGCGUCCAAGUGAUGGGAAUAGGUGAUGUUGCGAUUCGUUAGCGUCUUUCUCGUGAAGAUUUUGAGUCGAAAUUCGAUUUUUAUCUCGGUGUGCUAUUCCUUACAGUUUCGAUUUUCAAAGCACUUGAAAGCUUCUUCCAUAUUCUGUUGGGUUUCAAAGUUUGCGUUUCCUCUCGUCAACAAUUUGGAGUAUUUUGGUGGAGCAGAACGCCGGAACCUCUUCUUCUUCGUUCAUACAUUUUGAAGCUCCUUAGAGUUUGUCCUCUGCUUUAUUCUGGUGUGUUGGUUUAGGACUAAAAAAUUUGAGUUUGUAGCUCGAAAGAUGUGGGUUUUCGGGUUUGUUUUGGUUUUGAGCUUCUGCUUUCAUUUAUAGGAUCUUGGCGCUUGUGGCCUUUUAUGGUCCUAUGGAGAAAAGAAGAUACAGUCCCGAAUUGACCAAAGUCACAGCUAUGCUUUUGCUGUUGAGUUUUGGCUUUCAUCCCAUAAUUGUACAAUGCCAAGAAAGUGGUACUAACAUGACCAGUCACCUCUCCACCCAAACUCCAUCGCCGUCUAGGCCACCCCAUUUAAACACUGAACUCAAGAGAAUUCUUCUCAGCAUCGUUUUAGGAGUCUUAACUGGAUUAACAGGAGCUAUUAUUUGCGCUUGCGUCGUCCGUUGCUUGGUCUGCUACAUGAACCGAACCCCAAUCCUGAAAGGCCCUGUUAUAUUUUCCCCAAAGAUAUCUCCCAAAACUCUUCAAUCAGCUCUCGCGAGCGAAAACCAGUUGCUGGUUUCUAACUCAAAUGGAAAAUACUACAGAACGGUUCUAGACAAUGGACUCACUGUUGCUGUCAAGAGGCUCGAACCAUUUGAGAGUGGCUCACAGGAGAGGCAGAGCAAGUCUGCCAAGCGAAGGAUACAGCAGGAGCUGGGAAGGUUAGCCAGCUUGAGACACAGGAAUUUGAUGAGUUUACGAGCUUAUGUUCGAGAAUCUGAUAGGUUCUCUUUGGUCUACGAUUAUUUGCCAACUGGGAGUCUUGAAGAUGCAAUGAAUAGAGUGAGGGAGAAUCAGUUGCAGCUUGGAUGGGAAGUUCGGCUUCGGAUUGCUGUUGGGGUUGUUAAGGGGCUUCGAUAUCUUCACUUUGAAUGCGUCCCUCAGAUUUUGCAUUAUAAUUUGAAGCCUACAAAUGUGAUGUUGGAUGCUGAGUUUGAACCAAGGUUGGCGGAUUGUGGGUUGGCAAAACUCAUGCCUAAUUUGGAUAAAGCUACAUCUGGCUACCGUGCUCCCGAGUGCUUCCAGAAUUGCAGAUAUACAGACAAGGGUGACAUCUUCAGCUUUGGGAUGAUAUUGGGUGUUUUGUUAACCAGGAGAGACCCUACUGAUCCAUUCUUUGGGGAAGCAGCCAGUGGAGGUAGUUUAGGUCGUUGGCUGCUGCAUUUGCAGCAAGCAGGGGAGGCAAGGGAAGCACUAGAUAAGAGUAUUCUUGGGGAAGAAGGUGAGGAAGAUGAGAUACUAAUGGCAGUGAGAAUUGCUGUUGUUUGCCUAUCAGAUUUGCCGGCAGAUAGGCCUUCAAGUGAUGAGCUUGUCCUAAUGUUAUCUCAACUGCACAGCUUUUAACAGGAAUCGUAAUUGUAUUUGCCAAACUGCAGCCUGCAAAUUUUGGAAAUUGGAUUUUUGCUUAGAGGGAUUUGGUCUGCAAUUCUUAUUCGCUGAAAAAUUGUGAAAAGGCCAUAGUGUGGUGUAUGCAGGUGUAGCAUUUUUGUUUAGUCUCCACAGCUUGUUGAAUUUGUAUGAUUUUCUUUUCUAUCACAGCGUACAGUGUUGUAUACAUGACUUAACCCGUAAUUCGAGAAUCAACACUGAUAUGGUCAAGGGAAUUACCAACCCCAUAGAAGAGACUGUUUUUAUUGAUGACUACUACGUGGGACACAUCUCUAUUAUUGUGUUCUCAACUAAUGAUGGUGGGGCUUUGUUGGCUGUCUUUAUUUGGACAACCCUUUUUAAAAUUACAGGUCCUUCUAAACUUAAAAAAUCAUGAAUCUCUUUUUAUCCUGAUUGGCCAUAUGAAGCUUAAAGCAUUGCGUGAACCUUUAAA